AUGUCAUUCACUCGUACCGUACUCCCUCGGGCUUAUCGUGGUCUUACCACCUCAGCCGUGAGACAGAAAACUCUUUCAGAGACUGUCAAGGAGACUGCUGAUACUGUAAACAAAAAAGUCGGAAAAACUUUAGCUUCAGGUUUAGACACGGCUGAAAAAGCUUCCACAAGCGUCAAAGAAACAGUCUCGUCAGCAACUUCGGACGCAAAGGUCAAAUCUGCUCAAGCUGGUCAAAAAGCAAACGAAGCGGCGGGUGUCGCGAAAGGUAAAGCGUCAGAGGCGAAGGAUGAAAUCAACAAACGUGUUUGA
Tremella mesenterica DSM 1558 is the source of this 309-nucleotide messenger RNA. RefSeq lists its product as uncharacterized. The transcript has 3 exons. The record is from RefSeq and is a predicted model, not a curated record. Lineage: Eukaryota; Fungi; Basidiomycota; Tremellomycetes; Tremellales; Tremellaceae. Bases 1 to 309 code for a protein of 102 amino acids.